UUUGUGAAGUCUGAUGAAGAGGCUGUUUUGACUCUUUGGAGAGGCUUGCGAAGGGGAUGAUGCUUUUCUAUUUCCAUUUGCUUCGUUUCCAAUCACCGCCAUUGCCGCCCCUUCAUCCUCUCAUGGUGUAGCUUCCAAAGAUCGCUCCUUUUUCCCUCUACCAUCAUUUUCAGUACCAUCCUCACCUUCUCCUCUUCAGCCACUGCCCGAUCUCUGUGAUUACUCACCGUCGGAGCCACCCUUUCGCCUCGCUUGGCCUCGUUGAGGUCGAGCUCUACUUGCACCUUCGUUUAGUUUGUGAGGACUGUUCUGAAAUGGUUCGCUGUAGUAAUCCUUUGCUGGGGAUGUGUUUUUUCUGAAAUGAAGAUAAAUGGAUUCGUUUGUGCAAUUUAAAGAUUGCGGAUGGAUGCUAGAAAUGAAGGGCUUGGCCCUCCGGGCCAAAGGAUUGCUCCAGCAGCAUCGGGUUCGGGUCAUGCAAGUGCUAGACUGCCGGAGUUUCAUGUUUCCGGUGGGGCUGCACCUGUGCUCAACUAUUCAAUCAGGACUGGAGAGGAAUUUGCCUUUGAAUUUAUAAGGGAGAGGGCACUUCCCAGAAAGUCUUCUGCCCCUAAUGCUCCUGGUGAUCAAAAUGCUCCUGCAUCAGCUUACAUGGACCCAAGAGGAAUACUAGGUAUUUCUCAUACAGGAUCUGAAGCUGGAUCGGAUGCUUCGAUGUUUGUCACUGGUGAUAGAAGUCAGACUAAGGAGAUUGAAAAGAGGAGCUUCUCUGAAGUUGAUAACAAAGGUCAUUAUGCAUCAGCAAGCUCAUUGCCCCAGGCUUCAACAGGUGAUGGAAGUAGUCGUGGAAUUUCUCAUGGAUAUGCUUCUUCUGAUACUUCUGACAACUCUUCCACUAAGAUGAAGUUCCUCUGUAGUUUUGGGGGGAGAAUUUUGCCUCGACCAAGUGAUCGGAAGCUUAGAUAUGUAGGUGGUGAUACACGCAUUCUUCGACUUAGCAGGGAUGUUUCUUGGCGGGAACUUGUGCAGAAGACACUGGCCAUUUAUCAUCAACCUCAUACAAUCAAGUAUCAAUUGCCAGGGGAAGAUCUGGAUGCCUUGGUAACAGUGUCCAGUGAUGAAGAUGUUCAGAUUAUGAUGGAGGAAUGCAGUGUUCUUGGUGGUGAUGGUUCACAGAAGCUUAGGUUGUUUCUACUUCCUUCUGGUGACUUUGAUGACAUGCAUUAUGGACUGGGAAGCCUGGACAGUGAUUCUGAAGUUCAUUAUGUAGUUGCUGUUAAUGGCAUUGAUGCAGGAGCUGGUAAAAGCUUGGAUGGACAUGGGCUUGGAAGUGUUUCUAGUGAUUUAGAUCAGCUACUCAACCUUAAUUUCGAAAAUGACAGCAUCGUAGCAUCUAAGCCAGCUGGGGUUUCCGUAAAUCCUAUGGCUGGCAAUCCUGAGCCUCCUCCAAUGUUAUCAUCAAAUAUGCAGGAAAACUUGCCAAACAACUAUGAUUCAACCAUGUACUCUCAUCAAGGCAAUGCAGUGCCGUACUUUGAAGGCAGGCCUUAUCCAUACACCGUUAUUCCUCAGCAUGUCAAUAUUCACAAUUCAGAUGGUAGGAUGUCAAUGCCCAUAUCUGUGCCAUCUGAUUAUGACUACAAUUACCAUUAUUUAUCUCAUGGAGGAAUUUCUGUUCCACCACCACCGCCACCUCAACUUAAUUUUUUUCAUCAAGGAGUGAAUGAGGGAGUUCAUAGUUUCACUAGAGCUCAAGGUCCGGUUAUGAUAACACAGGAGAUGAAUUUGACAGUUGAUGGUGCAAGUCUACAGAAGAAUGAAAGUGCUUACAUUCAUUCUUUUGAGGUUGCACCCAAACAACAUAAUGAUGGGCCAGUGCGGAAAUUUUCACAAGUUGAAUCCUUUGGUGGUGCUGCACCAGAGCAUGUUCCUUCUGUACUGCCUUUUAAACAUGGUGCCAAGAAUGUCGAGCCUGCACAAAUAUUAUCCUCUCAUGAUGCUAAUCCUGGCCAGGUUUGUGAUUCUAAUGAGGAUGACCGGCAGUCUGCUGGGGCUUUUACUUCUGGUUAUUCUGACUAUGAGGGGGAUAUGCAUGAUCUUGGCUACAAUGAUCUGUCUGCACGCCCUUCACGAGUCUAUCAUUCUGAAAUGAUUCCCCGGGAGCUGGGAGAGUCACGAAACCGUUUAUCAAAAUCUGAUGAUUCAAUUGGUUCUCAAUAUCUAAUACUUCACUCACGUUCUGGGGUGACUCAAGAUUCAAUUGCUGAAGCUGUUGAUCCUUCUCUUGAAGGAAAGUCAAUAGAUCAGCCUACCUUAGCUGGAAAUCCUCUGAAUUCUUACUCCAAACCCACCAUGGAACCCCCUAUGCGAUUGGAAAAACGUGAUUUCAAAGAUGCAAACAGUCAAAUGAAACAAACUGAAGGAGCAUCUAUUCCAGAGGAGUCAAAAGCUGUGACAAGUUAUCAUCAGCCUCUAGGUGGCAAUGAUAAUGAUGCCUUGAUCAAUAGGAACAGUCAGGUUCAUGAAGAAGCUGUAAUCAAUCCAGUGGUUCGUGUAAUGAAUGACCCAGCUGAUGGUAAAAGCGAUGAGCAGAAUCAGAAUAUAGGUAGGAGGAUUCAGAACCCUGAGUUUGAUCAAGCAAUGAAAACAUCUGUUUAUGAUAACAACACCCUCAAUGAAAAUAAAAUCCUGGAGGAAUCUGAUUCAAGCAAAAGUUUAGAAAAUUUAGUUAAUGCUGGUGAAAAAAGUACUGGGAAAGUCAAUAUGAAACAGCCACCAGUAGAUGGAGCAGGGGCAGUUGAAAUGGUACAAACAUCUGCUGUUGCUGAUAUUGUGAAUAAGCAACAAGAAAAUCUUGCUUCUGUUUUACCCAAAAUUCACUGGGAGGAGAAAACUGCGAAGGAUGCCUAUGGCUUUCAGGGAAGCUCUGCUGGAGCCGCUGAAGAAGAACCCACUUCUGUUCCAGGGCAGAAAGAUAUUCUUAUUGACAUUAAUGAUCGAUUUCCUCCUGGUCUUCUUUCUAAUAUAUUCACCCAAGCCAGGUUUUCUGAUGACCCUUCAAGCAUAAACCCCCUACGUAAAGAUGAUGCUGGUCUCAGUUUGAACAUGCAGAACCAUGAGCCUCAAAAGUGGUCUUUCUUCAGAAACUUGGCUCCAGAUGAGUUUUCACGGAAAGACGUAUCGCUUAUGGAUCAAGACCACAUUGGUUACUCCUCUUUGCUGAAAAAUGGUGAAGAGUUGGCUGCUAGGACAUAUGAAUUUUCUACUUUACAGAAUGAGGGUGUUGAUGUGAGUCACAUUGGUUUACCAAUAGAUCUUGAGGAUGAAAUGCAACAAGAAUUGUCUGGGAAGACAGUUGACGGCACUAAUACAUUGCACCCCCCUGUUGGUAUAUCAUCACAAGUUGUUCACACUCAUUUAAAGGAUAAGGUUGGUGAAUCCUUGCAGGUUGACAAUCCUUACUCUAACAUUGGAGAGAACUUGAGAAAUCCUGUCUCUGAGUAUGAGGAAUUGAAAUUUGAUGUCGGAUUAGCUGGGGGGCCAGUUAUUGAUGUGUCUGCUGCAGACGUUGAUCUUAGUGAUUUGCAGAUUAUUAAGAAUGAGGACCUUGAAGAGCUAAGAGAACUGGGUUCUGGCACAUUUGGAACUGUCUACCAUGGAAAAUGGAGGGGCUCAGAUGUGGCUAUUAAGCGGAUAAAAAAGAGCUGCUUUACUGGUCGCUCUUCUGAACAAGAAAGACUGACCAUAGAGUUCUGGCGGGAAGCUGAUAUUCUUUCAAAGCUACACCAUCCAAAUGUGGUGGCUUUUUAUGGAGUAGUGCAAGAUGGGCCUGGGGGUACCAUGGCAACUGUCACAGAAUUCAUGGUUAACGGUUCCCUCAGGAAUGUGUUACAGCGCAAGGACAGGUACCUUGAUCGCCGCAAGUGCCUGAUUAUUGCAAUGGAUGCGGCUUUUGGAAUGGAAUAUCUGCAUUCCAAGAACAUAGUACAUUUCGAUCUAAAAUGUGAUAACUUGCUUGUGAACCUCAAAGAUCAAUCGCGACCUAUUUGUAAGGUUGGUGAUUUUGGAUUGUCAAAAAUCAAACGGAACACCCUAGUAUCCGGUGGUGUGAGAGGAACACUACCAUGGAUGGCCCCUGAAUUAUUAAAUGGUGGCAGCAACAAGGUGUCUGAGAAGGUCGAUGUAUUCUCUUUUGGCAUUGUAAUGUGGGAAAUUCUGACUGGUGAGGAGCCAUAUGCCAAUAUGCACUACGGUGCGAUUAUAGGUGGCAUUGUGAAUAAUACACUGAGACCACCAGUUCCGGCCUCGUGUGACCCCGAAUGGCGAAAAUUAAUGGAGCAGUGUUGGUCUCCAGAUCCUGCACAAAGACCAUCCUUCACUCAAAUCGCCAGCCGUUUACGCACAAUGUCAGCUGCUGUUCAGAGUAAAUCGUCCAAAUAAACUUAUACAGAUACAGAUCUUUUUUAAACGUAUUGUAUCAUUUUGAGUCAUUUAUGUUUUGAUUUGUUUAUAUGUUCAUUGUUGUAUCUCAUGAGGUCUGUGUGCUUGAAUCAAAAAGUUGCAUGUAAAACUCAUUGGUUUUUCCAGGUUCUUUUCACUCUUAAAUAAUAGAGAUUAUUUCAGGUUGUCAAA
Molecule: messenger RNA, 4629 nt
Organism: Dioscorea cayenensis subsp. rotundata (Guinea yam)
Lineage: Eukaryota; Viridiplantae; Streptophyta; Magnoliopsida; Dioscoreales; Dioscoreaceae
Exons: 9
Coding region: 403-4437 (1344 amino acids)
Biological process (GO): protein phosphorylation; signal transduction
Cellular component (GO): cytoplasm
Molecular function (GO): protein binding; ATP binding; protein kinase activity
Source: RefSeq, a predicted model, not a curated record